GAUGUCAAAAACGCUCACGCAUGAGGUCAAUCAGCCCACUCAGCCCCGUUAGUAGCCAAUUGCAGCCAUCAAUCUGAUCUUAUCAAUCUCGGCCUCAGUCACCUGCUAAACGCCAUUCGAUAAUCACUUGACCCCCGAGCAGGGGAUCUUCCCCUUCCCCUUGCGUCUUACAUCACACUUUCUACAGAGUAGUUCCCUCUUCUUUUGAGCUCGUUUAUCAAAGGCUUUCCUCGGGUAAAGUCUGGUUGACAGGAUACUUGGAUACGUCCUUGCAACGCAUGACCAAGGGGGCCCGUCUAUAAAGAACGCCCGCGUCGCCUGCUACCAGCGUCAACUGCUGCCUGACUGAUUGACUCGUGGUGACACAAAAAAAUCAUCAUUGCUUCUUUCAUUUGCAGAAUCGGUAACCAUGAAGUUCCUCGGUGUCAUUGGUGGUCUCUCCGGCUGUGCCGCCGCCCUCGAGCUCACCGCUCCACUCUUCGGUGACGGCUCCGGUGAGAGGCGAAUCCCAUCGAGCUACGAGUCGGCAGUCAUGGGCCGCCGAGUUUUGGCCCUCUCGAAGCUCGGCACUCUGUCCACCGUGUUCCCCCAAUCGUCGUCGUCUUCUAGCGAGGCCGACGCGGCGGAGAGACGACCGGACGGGCUCGAUGGCAUUCCAAUCGGCCUACAGGAUUAUUACGGAGAUUGCGAGGAUGAAGGCAACCCUACGCUCCUGGCCAUCAAGAUCGCUACCAGCUUCAAGAACGUCCGUGCCGGGUCCAACCUCACUCUAGCCGUGGAGUGGAAACCGCCGUACCCGCCGGCCAAGCGCAUCCCGCUCCUGUCUCGUCUGUCUGCAUACGUGCCGUACUUUGGCAACAAGGAAUACAACGAAGCCUCGACUCUAGCCGAGUCGGACGUUUCAUCUUCCUCCUCGCUUCCAGACACGGUGCCCUACUCUGCUGCCAACCUGCCCAGGUUCUCGCUCAUCGGCUAUCUGGAACCGAUCAACCCGGACAUUAAGGAGGCCGUUCGGCUUGCUUCGUGUUACACCACCAAGCAUAGCGAUGCCAAGUACUGGCUGCCUGGCAACCCCAUCCAUGCCAGCGAGUGGGCAAGGCUGGUUGUUACGCAGGUGUACUGGAUUGGCGGCUUCGGCGAUCGUGCAUACAUUGGAUGGAUCCCCAUUGACGAGUGGAAGAAGGUCACCAAGGAGGAGUGGCAGAGCAUCCAGCUGCCUGGCGAGAAGAAAGGCUGGAGCGAGUGGAGCAUUAACGAGGCCGAUGCUGGUGAGCUCUGAUGAAUGCGCGACUCGAGUUUCGAGACGCUCUGACUUGUACAAUGUGACGGACCAUGUGUUUGUAUGAUGCUAGCAGUAGUACCAAGUAGUACCGGUAACAUUAGUUUUUUCUCUUCCGGAUUGAUGUUUCAUCUUCCGUUUGCCUCACCAUUCGCGCGCUUGUAACUGACACUGUCAGAAUUCGUACUACGGCCACGACUUACAGCUUCGAGUACAUGUAAUCAAAGGGGGCCUCGUCCCACUGAUAACGCUUUUGCCCGU
Molecule: messenger RNA, 1540 nt
Organism: Trichoderma harzianum CBS 226.95
Lineage: Eukaryota; Fungi; Ascomycota; Sordariomycetes; Hypocreales; Hypocreaceae
Exons: 1
Coding region: 410-1279 (289 amino acids)
Source: RefSeq, a predicted model, not a curated record